GCCUUGCUUAAAUCACCGUCCUGCAUGGAAAGGCGGUGCCGGAGGAGCUGCAGUUCCAAUAAGCGUUACAACGGGAUGUUUGGAACGGUGAAGUUUCCGUUGCAGAUGGAUCUGAGUGACAUUAAGAUGAGGCAAGAGCGAAAUGAGCCCGUGUCGUUGCCGAAGUUUCCGGCGGAGGACGACUCCAGCGACGGAGGAGAGAGUUGCUGGGAAUUGGUCCGGCCACUUAGGCGUCGGGGAGCAUUGAUGAGCGUCUUAGCUAAGGCCUCAUGUGGAUGUUUUCCCAUCUUUUAGGAUCGUUUUUAUUUAUUUUUUUAUUUUACCAAUUUUUCAUUUUAAAUACUUUUUUACAUAUAUAUACUUCAGAGUUUUGUAAAUUAUACAUAGUCAUAUUAAUAAAAAGUUAAAUAUAAAAGUCUUAGGACUUUGGUUAUCCAAAAAAA
Molecule: messenger RNA, 443 nt
Organism: Arachis ipaensis
Lineage: Eukaryota; Viridiplantae; Streptophyta; Magnoliopsida; Fabales; Fabaceae
Source: RefSeq, a predicted model, not a curated record